Nanorana parkeri is the source of this 3210-nucleotide messenger RNA. RefSeq names its product lymphoid-restricted membrane protein. The record is from RefSeq and is a predicted model, not a curated record. Gene Ontology annotation, cellular component: endoplasmic reticulum membrane. NCBI's taxonomy places the organism in Eukaryota, Metazoa, Chordata, Amphibia, Anura, Dicroglossidae. The coding region runs from base 1 to 3210 and encodes 1069 amino acids. The transcript is spliced from 27 exons.
AUGGCUGACUCAGGAUCGGCAACCAAGCGGCACAACCCAGUGGACAGCAUCCGUCGCAAGAUCAAGACCAUUGAGAUGCGGGACCAGGAGUCCAACCCCUACCUGCAGAUCCCCAAAUUUCAGUCCAGGAACUUUGACAGUCCUCAGUCCAGCACCAAGAAAGACCUGGAGGAGGUUCUAAAGAAUCGCGCCAUGAAGAGCGGCAGCAAAGACCCCGGAGGCUUCUCCAGCCCCUGUGAGGUGGUCAGCUUCUCUCCACAGAUCAAGGUCAAGCCUCCAAUGUUGCAGCAAGUGCUGGACUGUGACUCCCCUCUGAGCAGCAUGCUCUACUCUGCCAGCAUAACUUCCAAAGAGAAGGCCAAGGAAAUUUGGCCAUCCUGCGGCUCCCAGAGCUGCUCCACACCAGUCGUCCUCCCCAGAGAGGCCCACUUUAAAUUCCACCAGUCCACCAACCCAGGCUCCGAAUUUAAGAGCAUUGUCCUAGAAGACCGGAUCCUGCCCUCUGUCUCCAGUUUUUACUUUGACCCGAAAUCUGAAAAUUUCACUUUGAAGUCGCCAGUGGUGAAGAGUCAAAUGGCGUGUAAUAAUUGCACUAUCACCGUGACACCCUCUAUCACCGUGACACCAUGGCUACUACUUCAGCAUAUCCUUGUCUCCUCUUCAGGUAUGAAGCGUAUGAUGGAACACAAAGCUGAGCCGGCAUCUGAAGUCAGUCUGAUCUGUGAGGAGGACUUGCUGGACAGCAUUUUCCAUGCCUGUGACACUGAACACCGAGGUAAAGUGGCCGUGUCGAAGAUUGUGGAUUACCUGCGUCACACGACCAGCCGCGGCUCGGAGGACAGUGGACUUAGCGAACUGUGCAACAUGCUGGACCCAGAGAGUAGAGACAUAUCAAUGGACCUGGACACCUACCAUGCGAUUAUGAGGGAGUGGGUGGACGACUGCCGCAACAAUGCCACUGAAAAUAAGACAAAGGAAUCCGCCAUCAUCGCUGAGGACUCCAUGAUUAAACUACGAGACAGUCUACUGGCAGUGCGCAGGAUCUCCGGGACCACCAUGAAUAUCACAUCCGGAAGUCUGGAGGCGUUCGGCGGUGAGAUUUCCCGAGAUCUUGACACUUCGGACCUCAUCACUUGUGUUGCCGACUUGCAGUACAACAAUCAGAAGUUGCAGCAAGAGAAGGCCAAGCUGAAGAUCGCCGUAGAGGCGCAGGAAGAGACCAACCAGCGCCUGCAGGAGGAGAACGAGGAACUGUGCAGCCAGUGGAAGAGCGCCCAGCAGUCCAUUAGCAAAGCUCGGGCCCUGAAGGGUGAGCUGGAGGAGAUGAAAUCAAACAUGAAUCUUCUGGAGGAGGCCAAAGCCAAGUUGGUGGCCCAGAACAAGCAGAUGGAAAAGGAGAACAUUGCUUUAAUUCACAAGAUCAGUUCCUUACAGGAAGAGAAUCACCGUAGCACCCUGGAAGUGGAAGAAGUCAGGAAGACCCUUUCUGAGGUUUCUGACAAAGCGGAGGUUCUCCAGAUACAGCUGACGGAGUUUGAGGGCACACUGCAGAAGAAGGAUGCCGGGCUCCUUGUGAAAGAUCUGUAUGUGGAGGAGUUGAAGUCCAUGUUGAUGGAAUACAGUUCUGUUAUUGAGAAUCUAAGACUGGAGAAGAACAAGCUGGAGCACAAUCUGCAGCAGAUGGAGCAGGAGCUUCUGUCGAACGGCAUCAAUUCCCCAAUUACGUACAAGUUAAACCGCAUCAUUAAUGGUGGUCUGAGCUCGCUGCACACAGAGCUGGAAUACGCACAACAGUCUCCGGAGGUCACCACUGCCGAAGGGACAUUCUUCUCAGGACGAUCGUCCGCCCUCGACGUCACCUUGGACCGUGAGAUUCUCCUGUUGCUCCAGGGACCGGGACAUGAACAACCCGGUGCUGAGUUUAAAGCCAUCCUGCAGACGAUGAACAACAGCGCCAUCUUUAUUCAGUCAUCAUCCAGGGUCACCAUCUGCAGUCACCGAUCAGCUGCAGCCUCUCACCUUCAGGGUGACACAUGUGUGAUGGCAGACAAGCUUCUCGAGUCCAUACAGAGUCUGAUCACCUCCGAUAUUGAUGUGAAGGAUUUAUCCAGGAAGAUGAUCGAGGUGAUAACAGCUGAUAUGAAGGAGAAAAAGGCAAACUGGGAGCAGAGGCUGCGUCAGCUGGACAAACACAUGGAGUCUAUGGACUGCGACUUCAUCAAGAUGUCUGGGAAUGUGAGACGGAUGAAGACAGAGCAGCUCCACCUGAAGAAGGAACUUUCCUCCAGGGCUCAUGAGCUGGAAGCAGCCAGACAGCAGCUAGAAGAAGCCGAGGGACGAGAGACCCAAAUCUCCGCUCAGCUGCACAAUUCUGCCGCACAACAAGAGGACCUGUCCAGACAGGUUGCCGAGCUGCAAGGCGCCCUUGACGUGCUGCGGACGGAGGUUGAGUCCCUGCGAGGCAAAUUAGAGGAAGCUGAGAGGGAGCAGAAGGAACUGGAGGCUGCGAGGAGCCAGCUGCUGAGCCAGUGUCAGGACGGAGAGGGGAGAGCGAGGCGGCAGGAGGAUACGAUCAGUUUGCUGGAAGGAAGACUUCUGAAUUAUCAGCGUUCUCAUCAAAAGCUCUCGGGGUCCCUGGAUGAUGUUUCUGACCUGAACGCCGCGACUGAACAGUCGCUGGCACAUGGCGAGGAGGAGAAAAGUUGCAUUUACGAGGGAAUUGGUCUCCAAGAAGCCAUCCGGUUAUUUGGACCUCACAAGACCAGCGCGGACAGUCUGCAUGAAUUCUCGCCGUUAUUAGAUGCGCUGUCUCUUGAAUUGGGUGUGAAAUAUCUCCGACGUAGAUUGAAGGAUCGCUCAGCAUCCCCGAGUCUCAAGAGACUUAUUAGCCAUCAAGACAAAGUGCUGAGUGAAGCUGGUGAAUCAUCUGCCAAUCUUCAGAUCCAGAUCAGGUCCACACAAGUGUCUCUGGGUAUUCAGACUGAUGUGCACGAUCCUGACUGUCCUGCAAUGGAAAAAACUUUAUCCAAGGAGAUCAGGGAACAUGCUCCAGCAGCUGUGGACAAUACAAGCUCUUUGGUGAUCACAAACUCCUCCCCUGCUGGCGUGCGGCUGGAUGACAUGACAGCGGUACCUGAUUGGUCCGAAAAUCUUUUCCUUCUUGUCAAUGGUUCUGUUCACACGAGUGAUCGGUGUGCUGCCGUACGGUGA